AUGUAUUUACUUAUGAAUUAGGGCCAUGAAAGGGAAUAUUAACCUCAUUCAAUCAGUGUUAAUGUUGUUGUGAACUUAGAAAUAAAUAAUUUAAAUUUUACAUUGUCUAUUGAGCCUGAGAUUUCAUUUAAUAUAUUUGCAUAAAAAAUCAAAGAAUAAAUAUUUGCAUAACGGAUGAAAGCUUAAUAUGAAGAAAAAAUAGAAUGGUAAUUAGGUAAUGGAAGCAAUCUUCAAGAAAACGAUGGAAGAACUCUUUAAUCAUUAGGUUUUACAAACAAUUGUACAUUAUAUGUCAGACUAAAACUAAAAAAAAUGGGUGCAAUCAGUGUUAAUGUUGUUGUGAACUU
This is a messenger RNA of Paramecium pentaurelia, 347 nucleotides long. NCBI's taxonomy places the organism in Eukaryota, Ciliophora, Oligohymenophorea, Peniculida, Parameciidae. The record is from the annotation of a GenBank genome assembly.